AUGUAUAUACCCCAGACGAACCCUCUCAAUCCCGACUCCUCUCUGGCUCCGGCCAUAAGACUCGGACUGGGCCUUACAUCCGCACACGAACUUGCCAUACAUGAUAAUCUCCCCCUUCUCAAGUCGGUCUCAUCCCAGGCGCGCCGGCUCCUUGCCUAUGGCCUUGGCAUAUUCCCGACUGCCCAUGAUCAUGCAUUGAACCUACAAAAGCGAUCAGGGGCAAGCGUAAAUACCACCAUCGGAGUGGUAGUUGGUAUUCUCCUGGCGGUAUUCUUGGUCGGCUUUUUCGCCUUCCUAUACUUUUACGGGAGGUCAAUUCGCUUUACCCGCAAGAGGCGUCAUCGUCGCAAAUCUUCCGGUUCAAAAGGCAACUCGGAAGGCGGCACCGGCGGUGGUGCCGGCGAUCCUCCAGCACCUGCAUAG
Molecule: messenger RNA, 423 nt
Organism: Daldinia childiae
Lineage: Eukaryota; Fungi; Ascomycota; Sordariomycetes; Xylariales; Hypoxylaceae
Exons: 1
Coding region: 1-423 (140 amino acids)
Source: RefSeq, a predicted model, not a curated record